ACGCGGGAAGUGGAGCUGCCGGAGCAGCAGAGUUACAGUAUUGCCGUUAGCUGGAGCUACUGUUAGCUACAGACAGUCUGUCUAUCUCAGUACUGUGUUUGUUUUUAAGGGAAGGGAAAACGCUGCAUUUACGUAUUAAAACUUACUAUCGUUUGUCCGCGGCAGUGUCUCCGUCUGUUAUAUACAGCCUAGCAUACGUGUAGCUAACUGCUAGCGUGCUAACCUGGUUGGGUUUGCAAGAUGGAUUUAUUCAGAGGAAAAACUUUGCGCGACGAUGAAGCUCGGGUUGUGGAAAAAGCCAUCCGGCUGGCCAUAGACUCGGUAACUAACGUGCUGUUUGGCGUCAACAGCUCCAGGAGUCAUGAGUACGAGCGGAUGGUAGCCGACAGGGACAAAGAGAUCCAGCGGCUGGAGGGCAGGCUGACGGAGAUGGAGCAUGAAAUGCGGCUCCUGCGCCGACAGGGAUGCAGCUGCGGGCUGUACGGGGCAGAGCAGAGCCUGGAGGCUGCUCAGACCCCCGCUGGUCCCCGGACCGGAGAGCACAGUGUGUUUGAACAGAGCUGCAUAGACUCUGAGAUGACACAAGGGCAGCAGGAGUAUGACAUGAGCAUCUCUUCGGACCUUUUUACCAGACCCAUCUCACAUGUCUCCUGUCAAAGCCACACGUCGGCUCUUCCAUCAUCCCCCAGCAGAAUGGCUCUGGAUCAGUCGUGCACCCCCCACUCCUCUCAGUCCUCAGGUGCACCAGAAGCAGCCAGGAACCUGCCUACAUCUCCCAGCAGCAUCGUCAUUAAGGAGGAGCAGUGUGAUGAACAUCCAGUUAUAAUCAAGUGGGAAAUGAGUGAGGAGAGAUUCACGGAGCAUCAGAAGUUCACAGACCAGCUGUGUUCGGAGGAAGAGAGCCCCAGUGUAAAUGCAGAUUUGGAGAACAUAGAGAGAAGAAACUUCCAGGAGAAUCCUCACACAGAGCCAGGCCGUCAUUGUGACCCUGAAGGAGAACAGCUGACGAACAAGAAGAAAGGCGUACCGAUGUCAGAGCUGACAGAGGAAGCUCAGAGACUAAAGAGGGCGGCCUGGAGGGCAGCUUCCAGGAGAUACUAUGCCCGAAAAAUAGCCCGCCAACAAGCAAAUCCCUCACGUUCUGGACCCUUCCCCCCACGUCCCUGCCCCUUCCCACACAUCACCGACAACCGCUAUUAUCAACCCAUCUCCUUCGCGGACAAGAGAAGGAGGACGCUCAUAUCUGAAUUACCUGAAGAGUCUCAGUCGCUGCAGAGGGAGGCGUGGAGAGCCGCGUCUAGGAGAUACUAUGCUCGAAAAACUGCUCGGCACCAGAGUGAGCCCACACAGUACGCACAGCUGCUCCAGAGCAUGGAGCUGUCUGCAGACACACAGGGAGCCGACAGAGGACCAUCCCAGACCAGCAUUGGAGGAAUAAUGUGCAGCUGAUGGACAAACAUGCUCUCUACCUUUUCUAUUCUACACAUUUAAACUAGGGCCGGGACUUGAUUAAAAAAAAAUCUAAUUAAUUAAUCGAAGUUAAUCGCAUUUUAAUCGCAUAUAAAUAUUUGACCUGAGAACAGUGAGAAGUAAUUUUUUUCCCAUGGAUUUUUAGUAUACCAUUGAAUAGUGACUGAAUACAUAAGCUUAACCCUUUAUCGAGCGAAGAACUAUAUUUGGUAACUUCAGUGGAUAUCAAAACUGGGUCCCCAUGUCUCUCUGUGAGGUCGUAGAACCACAUGGAUUUCUUCCAGCUAAUCAGCAAAGAUCAGGCUACGUUAGUAGAUUAAAGUGGCAAAUCUACAAGAAAAAAAGUUGCAGAUUUAAGAGAUUUAAAGUGGCAAAUCUGCGCGAAAAAAGUCAC
This is a messenger RNA of Centropristis striata (black sea bass), 1864 nucleotides long. RefSeq lists its product as uncharacterized. The transcript has 4 exons. The coding region runs from base 241 to 1449 and encodes 402 amino acids. The record is from RefSeq and is a predicted model, not a curated record. Lineage: Eukaryota; Metazoa; Chordata; Actinopteri; Perciformes; Serranidae.